GAGAGCUCAUGUUAACAGUAUCAGCGGACCGCAACCAAAACCAGCGUCAGCUACUUGGGUUUAUAGAACUGGACGCGCCAGAGCUAUAUGAUGCAAUAGGAGUUACAAAACAAUAUGAGCUGCCAUUGAUAGGCCAUGAAAAUACCCCCGGUCUGAUUCUCAGAGCCCAAAUAUUAGGUUUGGAUGAGAAUCCUAACCUGGCACCGGCUAUCGAAAGUCAAGGCUCAAACUCUUCCGCUCAUAACAUGCUCCAGAAGAUAGUAUCAGAGGCACGCGCGGCGUUUGAUGAUUUCUGCCAGUAUGGGCAUAUGACAAGCCUGGAUCAAGCUAUUUCACAAUUUCAGACU
Molecule: messenger RNA, 347 nt
Organism: Acaulospora colombiana
Lineage: Eukaryota; Fungi; Glomeromycota; Glomeromycetes; Diversisporales; Acaulosporaceae
Source: the annotation of a GenBank genome assembly